This is a messenger RNA of Rotaria sp. Silwood2, 1089 nucleotides long. NCBI's taxonomy places the organism in Eukaryota, Metazoa, Rotifera, Eurotatoria, Philodinida, Philodinidae. The record is from the annotation of a GenBank genome assembly.
AUGAAUUUAGCUUCAACUUACAGUACUAUCAGUCAUGUCUAUCAUGACAUGGAAAAUUAUGAACAAGCACUUUCUUACUGUGAGAAAGCCCUUGAUAUCUAUCAACGUUGUCUUCGUCACAAUCAUCCUAGUUUAGCUACUGUUCACACAAAUAUGGCCAACAAUUUACAUGAAUUGAAACGUUUCAACGAAGCUAUCAUCCAUGCUAAGAAAAAUGAUCUAUUAAAUUUGAAAUGUUUUUCAUUAACAUGUUAUAAUCUAACUAAUGCAUAUGAUAAUCAAGUUAUAUCUUUAUUUCGUCGUAUGAAAAAUUUAGAAAAAUUAACUUUAUAUAUUCGUCUUAAAGAUCGAUCUUCAUUUGUUGAUGGUACUCAUUUACAUAAGGAAAGUCUUAUGCAUAUGUCACAACUUCAUACAUUUACUUUUUAUAUUAGUACUAUGAUUGAAAUUAAUGAUUCAAUUCAUCGUGUAUCUGAGAAUUAUAUACAAAAAACGUUUGAAAAUAUAGGUUAUUAUCAAACAUCUUGUACUGUAAACUAUUAUCGUCGAUUCAAAGCAAUAUGUCAUGUUUUUUCACUUCCAUUCAAAUUUGAUCGUCUUGAAAUGAUCACCGAUAGAUUUCCAACUAUAAUAUUCCAUCAUGUUACUUAUUUGCUGGUAUUUGAUACGGUUCAAUUCAAACAUCAUUUCUUCAUUCGAAUUGCUAAAGCUUUUCCAUUAUUGAAACAUUUAACUAUUUCCAAUAGAACGUUGUUAUUCAUAGAUUUAAACAAAUAUGAAGCUGAUUAUAUUCAAUCAUAUGCAAUUAUUCAAUUUUCUCAUCUUAUUUCACUUAACUUGAUGGUUGUGAAUAAAUACUAUGUUGAACAUUUUUUACUUAAUAGAAAGACUCAUGUACCUCGUUUGAUUCAAUUAGAACUAUUUUAUUCUCAUUUAAAAAAUGUCACAAAAAAUUUUACAAGAGAUUCAACACGACACAACUGUGCUAAUAUAAAACGAUUAAACUUUUAUGAUGCAUGUCAUUAUCCAACAAAAUUUAGUCACUAUUUUCCUGUUUUGGAUACUGUAUCUUGUUCUAAUCUUAUUUGA